AUGAAUUUAUUACGACAAAAAGCCGUUCGUCAGAUUAAAGCAGUACUUCGAUCAAUACCAGAGAUUCGUCGUGUGAAUGAUGAUCAAGCAUGUUUUGAUGAAAAACUCUAUUCGUUAACACGAAUUGAACCUGUUCGUCACAAAGAAUCAGCUUUACCUUUAGGUCGAUUUAUGGUAUCAAUACCGCAAUGUCAAGCAGCUUCCUUGAUCGAAACAGACAUUGAAUUUAAUAAAAAUUCAAAUAUUCGAUCAUUACCGAUCGAACAAAGUGAUCACCAAGCAGUCUUGGAUAAAGACGGCGGAUUAAGAGUUCCUGUUGACCUUUCAGCAUUUGUUUCAACAGCAUUCAAUGAACAAGUUAAAAUAGCUCGUACAUCGUCAUACUACGAUUUGAAACGAUUUCGUUGGUAUUUCGAUGAUUGGAGGAAAAUACCUAAAUGGACUGAGAUAACUGAUAAAGCAAUUGCUGAACGAAAGAAUCGACAAGUUGUCGUCGAGUUCAGCUCACCAAAUAUCGCCAAGCCACUUCAUGCUGGCCAUUUACGUUCCACAUUACUUGGUCAAUUUGUUUCAAUAAUACACGAACGCUUUCAACAUCGAGUCUAUCGGUUAAAUUACUUAGGGGAUUGGGGAACACAGUAUGGUCGACUGGCGGUGGGAUUCGAACGCUUUGGAUCUUAUGAGGAACUUCGCCAGCAUGCAUUGAAACAUCUACUUGAUGUCUAUGUUCGUGCUAAUCGAGAUGAUGUACUGCAAGAAGAUGCCAUGAACUAUUUCGCGAGAAUGGAAGCAGGUGAUAAAGAUGCACUGAAUUUAUGGAAGACAUUUCGCGAGAUGUCAAUCAGUAAUUUAAAAGAAGUCUAUAAGUUGUUCAAUAUCCAUUUCGAUGAGUAUCAAUCGGAAUCGCAAUAUUAUCAACAAGCGAAAGAAGUCAUCAAACAAUUACGUGAACUUGGUUAUGGUCAUCAACGUUCCGAUGGAGUGUUAGAAAUGAUCAUACCAGCGAAAUAUAAUUCUCUACCACGCGACGCUCGUGUUGUUGUACAGAAAUCUGAUGGAACUACACUCUAUAUCACAAGAGAUAUUGCUGCGUUGAAAUCCCGAUUAGAAACUAUGCCUAUUGAAAAACUACUAUAUGUUGUAGAUUCGAGUCAAACGGAACAUUUUCGUCAUCUGCUAACAAUAUCAAAAGCUAUGCAAAUUGAUCAAGUACAAAACUGGGAUUUGGAUGAUAUGUACAUUCCAUUUGGUCGGAUGAUAAACUUUCAAACACGAAAGGGCAAAUUUGAUCUGUUGUCCGAUGUAUUCGAAGAUGCUAAAGAACGAGCUAAAGAAGGCUUAGAUCGUUUUCUAAUUCGUAAGUCAGGCAUUGACGAAGUCAAAAUAUCCGAAGUAAUUGGCAAAGCCUACUUAAUCCUAACCGAUUUUUCACGACCAAGACGUGCUGAUUACAUAUUUUCCUGGCAUGAUAUAUCAUCCAAAGAUGGUAUCGCAUUCCUACUUCUCUAUUGUCAUGCACGAUUAUGCAGUUUGGAAAGAGAAGUUAAAAUGCCGAUUGAUUGGUCAGCUGAUGUAAAUCGAUUGAAAGAUCGACGAGAACACAUUCUCAUCCAACAGCUGAGCUGCUUUCAAGAUGUUCUCUUCGACGCUUAUCGUUCAUACGAACCGAACAAAGUCGUGCAAUAUCUUGUUCGUCUUGUAAAAUGUAUUAAUCGAGCAUUGGCUACACUCUAUGUCAAAGAUGAAGAACUCGAAUUAGCUAAAGCUCGUUUGCUGCUCUAUCAUAUGUGUCGUCUAUCACUCAAAGAAGGUCUUGAAUUACUUGGCAUUGAAGCAUUGACUCGCGUAUGA
Molecule: messenger RNA, 1851 nt
Organism: Adineta ricciae
Lineage: Eukaryota; Metazoa; Rotifera; Eurotatoria; Adinetida; Adinetidae
Source: the annotation of a GenBank genome assembly